GAGCGGAAUAUGCCAAAACACCACUCCCGUGACUCAGCCGUAUCCCCAAAUUAACAAUGCGUGUAUUGGCUCGGCCAUACAACAUAUAAACACUGCCAUUGACACGUGUCCCGACAAAUACACGUCCAUCUCACCACCACCAACCCUCUGCCCCGCCAGCCUACCCCGCCAGCAAGCAAAGCACACCAAUUCACCCUACCAUGGCUACCGACGUUACCGACGAGGACAAGACGUCUAUCACGCCCCUCCUCAAACGUCUCUGGCAUGAGUCACCCACCACCAAGCCAACCGCCGACGAGAUUGCAGCUGCACUCGCCUUGAUCUUUACCAACAGUCUCUCAGAGGUCCAGACAGGCGCAUUAUUAACAUGUCUCCACUUCACAGACCAGGACAGACAGGCCGAAGUGCUGGCAAAGUGCUCGAAGGCCAUGCGUGACUUUUCAACCGAUGUGGAUAUCCAAGGCCUGCAAGAGCUCAUUGCCAAACGGGGAAGGAAAGAAGGGAACUACCACGGCGGCUUGUGUGACAUUGUAGGCACAGGAGGUGACUCACACAACACGUUUAACAUCAGCACUACCUCUUCCAUUCUGGCAAGCUCUCUCCUCAUGAUUGGAAAGCACGGCAACAAAGCGUCUACAUCGCGUUCUGGCUCGGCAGAUCUCCUUUCAUGCACACCACCAAAGGCCCCUAUCAUCACCGCCGUUACCCCAAACACCAUCCAUGAAAUCUACUCACAGACCAACUAUGCCUUUUUGUUCGCCCCCAUCUUCCAUCCUGGUGCCAGGCAUGCCGCUUCUAUUCGGAAGCAGUUGGGCUGGCGAACCAUCUUCAACCUUCUUGGUCCUCUGGCAAACCCCCUACACGAGCUGAUCGAGGCCCGGGUGCUGGGUGUCGCCAGGAAAGAGAUUGGGCCAGAUUUUGCAGAGUCACUCAAGCAAUCAGGGUCCAAGAAGGGCAUGAUUAUCUGCGGCGACGAGGAACUUGACGAGCUAUCGUGUGCUGGACCAACUCACUGCUGGCGCUUAGUUGAGAAUGCAUUAACAGGCGAGGUCGACAUCAACUACUUCACCGUCAGCCCUGCCGACUUUGGGCUUCCUGAGCAUCCCCUCAGCGAGGUUAGCCCGGGUCAGUCCCCAGAACAGAAUGCCACGAUCCUCAUGAAGAUUUUGAACGGCGAGGUCCCGCCUGACGACCCGAUUCUGCAUUUUGUCUACAUCAAUACGGCAGCAUUGUUCGUAGUAAGCGGUAUUUGUGAUGCUGAUACAAGUAACAUGGGCGAGGGUGAUGACGGUAAUGUCAUCAAAGAAGUCGGGCCCGGUGGUGGACGCUGGAAGGAAGGUGUCCGGAGAGCAAAGUGGGCAAUCUCGAGUGGAGCGGCAUACAAGGAGUGGCAAAAGUUUGUUCAAGUUACGAACAGUGUAGCAUAGACUUUUGAAGCGCUCAAUUAUGCAUGUGAAGUUUGAAAAUUCGGAACUGACAUAUACAAUUGGGUGAAGACCUGUUACGAUAAAGUCAGUCAGUGCAGGGUGGAUGUGGUUGUCUGCUCACUUACGACUCGGUAUCCUCCUGGUAAAGUUUUUUGAUACUCUUAUUGGCAUUAAGAUGCUAAGUUCCAGUGAAUAAAUACUACUGCUUGAAUGGUUGCUAUCUGUUUCGCGUCUUGAGUAGCGGAUUAUUGUUUCUUAGAAAAGGAUGGCAGACAGUAUCUCGACCUGCCUGUAUUUGGUAUCAAC
Bipolaris sorokiniana ND90Pr is the source of this 1733-nucleotide messenger RNA. RefSeq lists its product as uncharacterized. Lineage: Eukaryota; Fungi; Ascomycota; Dothideomycetes; Pleosporales; Pleosporaceae. Gene Ontology annotation, cellular component: cytosol. The record is from RefSeq and is a predicted model, not a curated record. Gene Ontology annotation, molecular function: anthranilate phosphoribosyltransferase activity. The coding region runs from base 201 to 1427 and encodes 408 amino acids. Gene Ontology annotation, biological process: L-tryptophan biosynthetic process. The transcript has a single exon.